This is a messenger RNA of Dentiscutata erythropus, 127 nucleotides long. NCBI's taxonomy places the organism in Eukaryota, Fungi, Glomeromycota, Glomeromycetes, Diversisporales, Gigasporaceae. The record is from the annotation of a GenBank genome assembly.
AUGACUAUCUGGUUGUUCAAAGAAGUAGAUUCGCUAGCAUUGGUCUCUGCUAGACUCGAUGGCUUAACGAGGGACUUAAAGUACAAUAGUACUGAGGCGAAGAAAUUGCGAUUAGAAAACCGAAAAA